Molecule: messenger RNA, 1324 nt
Organism: Selaginella moellendorffii
Lineage: Eukaryota; Viridiplantae; Streptophyta; Lycopodiopsida; Selaginellales; Selaginellaceae
Product: COP9 signalosome complex subunit 5a
Exons: 5
Coding region: 28-1266 (412 amino acids)
Biological process (GO): protein deneddylation
Cellular component (GO): COP9 signalosome; cytoplasm
Molecular function (GO): metallopeptidase activity; deNEDDylase activity; protein binding
Source: RefSeq, a predicted model, not a curated record
CCUAAUGGGUUUUCUCUCCUCCUUCACAUGAGCAAGAGGAAGAAGAAAUCCGAGCAGCGCGAGGCAAUGGAUGCGUCCUCUUCGAUCGCGAGGCAGAGCUGGGAGCUGGAGAACAACAUCGUCCCCAUGGAGCACGCCGCGUCCGGGUCUUCGUCGCCUUCGCGCCUAGGUACGUCCUCUUCGGCCCCGGCGGCCGCAGCGGUGGAUAGCUGCGAUAGCAUCUACGCCUACGACGAGGCGGCGCAGAGCGCGAUCCAGCAGCAAAAGCCCUGGACUCGCGAUCCUCACUACUUCAAGAACGUCAAGAUCUCGGCCCUGGCGCUGCUCAAGAUGGUUGUCCACGCCAGGUCUGGAGGUACCUUAGAGGUGAUGGGAAUCAUGCAAGGCAAGAUCGAGGGUGAUACUUUCAUCGUCAUGGACGCCUUUGCUCUUCCCGUGGAGGGAACCGAGACGAGGGUGAAUGCCCAGGCCGAUGCUUACGAGUACAUGGUGGAUUACGUACAGACCAACAAGCAGAUUGGGAGACUGGAGAAUGUUGUUGGCUGGUACCACUCGCAUCCUGGCUAUGGCUGCUGGCUCUCUGGCAUUGAUGUCACCACGCAAGUUCUCAACCAGCAGUACCAGGAGCCGUUCCUGGCUGUUGUCAUCGAUCCCACAAGGACUGUCUCGGCUGGUAAAGUGGAGAUUGGUGCGUUUAGGACUUAUCCUCAGGGAUACAAGCCUCCGGACGAGCCGGCGUCCGAGUACCAGACCAUUCCUCUGAACAAGAUCGAGGAUUUCGGCGUCCACUGCAAACAGUACUACCCUCUGGACAUCACGUAUUUCAAGUCUUCAUUGGACUCACACUUGCUGGACUUGCUGUGGAACAAAUACUGGCUGAACACUCUCUCUUCGUCGCCACUUUUGGGCAGUCGAGACUAUGUGGCCGGACAGAUCUCUGACCUUGCGGAGAAGCUAGAGCAGACUGAAACGCAACUGGCUCACUCUGGUCGAAUGGGAGGCUUUUUCAUGCCUUCACAGAAAAAGAAAGAGGUGAGUUUGUUCGUCGAGACUAAGAAGAGACUAGAAUCGACAAUCUAUGUGUGCUUUUACCAGGAGGAAUCCCAGCUCGCCAAGAUCACCAAGGACAGCUCGAAGAUCACCGUCGAGCAAGUUCACGGGUUGAUGUCUCAGGUGAUCAAGGACAUCUUGUUUAACUCGGUGACACCAGUGGCGACGGCGCCAUCGUUCGACUCGUCUGGCCCGGAGCCAAUGGCCGAAGCUUGAUCCAUAUCGCUUGCUCUUUUUUUGAAUUUUCGAAUAUGCCAAAAAUAUCCUUAUAGUC